AUGCUUUUUCCCAAGGCACUGUACGUCUGCGUGUACUCAAUCUAUGGCUCGGCCAUAGCCUAUCUGGCACUGUUCUAUGACGAGGCGUUACACUUGCCGUCCAACCAAAUCGGCGUUUUGCUUGCCAUAACCCCGUUCAUACAAAGCUUAUCGUGCCCUCUGUGGACCGUCGUUGUCGAUCGCAAGCCCCAAUGGCACGGCUAUCUCAUGAGUGCAUUGGCCAUCAUUGGAGGAAGUGGUGUAAUGGCGCUCUUGUUACUACCGGGAUGGCUAGUUCAAGACGUCGACGACGGCAACAAUGGCGGCAACACAAUGGUCACCUUUGCCGCAGCUGUGACGCUUGCACUUAUUUUUGCGUUUUUCGGCCAACCCGUCUCGACACUUGUCGACAGUGCCGUAUUAAAAAUGCUUGGCGAUCAAAAAAUCUUGUAUGGCAACCAGCGGCUGUGGGGCUCUGUUUCGAAUGGGCUCAACAUUCUCCUUGUCGGUUUAUGGGUCGGUGUCUCUGGAAUACAGGUCGCAUUUUACGUGUUUGCCUUUGGUGUAACCUCCUUUGCUAUACUGGCCUCGUUCACAAAGUUUUCAUCGGCCGAAGAGAGCGAUGUACACAAUGCUGACUGGGCUGCUGCUCAUAAUAACAACAACGAAGACGAUGAGCAUCAAGGAGGCAACCACAACAACAGUCGUCAGCCAUUGCUUCGCAACUCACUUAGCUUCAAUCGUCCUUACAAUGCAAUAACGGGGGAAAAUGGUGCACCCCCUAUUGCAUCCUCGUACCUGACUUCGCUGACAGGCGCCCUUUCAAUCGGCACCGAAGUCGACGCUUUACCGCGUCGUGACAGCUUAGCCAGCUACGCCAACACCGAAUACUAUGACGACUAUUACGACGAGGGCAGACGGCUUGGACUAUUACGGACGACAACGACAGCCAUGGACGUUCAACAUGAGGCGAGUCAGCGGAUCGCCAAUAUGGAUCAUCUACCCCCACUCGGCCUUGCCUUAUCCAAUAUCCCCACCAUUGAUACCACACUAGCAGCAUUUGCUGACUUGGGCCGCCCUGAAUCGAAAGCACCCGAGAAAUCCACCUUGAGAUCACCCCGGAUCUCGUCCUUUUUGCUUACCAUGAUGUUGUUUGGCGUAUCGUAUUCGAUGAUUGCACAGUUCCUAUUUCUAAUUUUGCGUAACGACUUGGGGAUUGACUCGUCAUUGAUCGGCUGGACAGGACCUAUUGCUGGUAUUGCAGAAGUCAUGACCUUUUGGCUUUCGAAUAAGCUCUUGGAAGAAUUCAAUGUAGCUAGUCUUAUUGGAUUUUCACAUGUGGGGAUCAUCAUGCGUAAUCUGAUAUAUACGUGGAUCACACCUGGACAGCCCAUGUCAACAGUGAUUGCCUUGGGCAUGCAUCUGGUUAAUGGCUCGGCGUAUGCUUUGCUUUGGUCAACUGCGGUUUCCGAAGCAGACGCCAUCUUUCCCCCGGAUCAACGCGCUGUCGCACAAGGCAUCUUGGCUUCUCUUUUUACGGGACUAGGCUACGGAAUUGGAUGUAUCGCCGGUGGCGCAAUCUACAAUCAACUCGGUGCAGUGGCCCUGUGUAAUUCCUCUGCUGCCGUGGCUGCUCUAAGUCUAGUCGUGUUCCUCUGUGGUCGUAGUAUGCAGUAG
Molecule: messenger RNA, 1656 nt
Organism: Zychaea mexicana
Lineage: Eukaryota; Fungi; Mucoromycota; Mucoromycetes; Mucorales; Lichtheimiaceae
Product: major facilitator superfamily domain-containing protein
Exons: 4
Coding region: 1-1656 (551 amino acids)
Cellular component (GO): membrane
Source: RefSeq, a predicted model, not a curated record